UAUUUUAUAGUGUUUUUUGAUUUCUUAUUAUAAUUAAUACUUAUUACUCAAAAGAAGGCUAGUACAUACACAGUUUUAUGAUGUAGAAGUUAGUUUAGUUUUAUGAUGUAUAUAAAUGUAUGAAUCACUCAUUUAACUGCAAAUAUUGCAAGGCUAACAAAUCUGACAUUAACCACAGUGAUGCGUAGUCGUGUUGUUUGCCUAGAAUUAGUGAAUAUAUUUAGAUAAUGAAUCGCGACGAAUUAAUGAAAGGGGUAAGAGUCAUCAGGGGUUUGAGCAAACGACGCUCAUUACUCUUUGGCGCUUCUUCCGUACUUGUAAUGAGGGCCAGCGAUUACCGAGCUGACCAGCGAGGCGCGUACAUUGCGCAACGUCCACAGAAAUAAAUCUAGGAUAGGCUGCUGAGAAUGCGUGGACCGUUGCCUUCUAUUUCGCCGGUUCGCUUCCUCUUAUUCCCCCCCCUCCUCUUCCGCGUACCCCGCAACAUCUUCCGGCCAUUUUCAACGCGCGUCCUCCGCACCGCCAUAACGAUCAUGUCACGGGAAAGCCGUAGCUUGGCGAGCAGCGUCGAGCGGCCGGAUCGAUCGACCAACGCGACAAAGGUCUCGAAUUAACCCGGCAUUAAUAAUCCGCGUCCUCGAGACGCCAUGCCGCGUUCGACAGGCGAACAUCUACCAGGCGUCCAUCGCCGGGCGUCAAACGAGGAAAAGCCGCGUUACUACGCAUCAGCCGCAUGCGGCACAUUAGCUCUCGCAGACUGUCCACUCCUUGGCGUUUCGUCACUGGCGCCCUCAGCUGACGCGCAUCUUGGCGGCUUCACGUUGACGAUCUACGCUGUACAAUUCGAGCAUUCUGCGUGUCUGCCCGGUCUACGUCGGCAUCGAUGAGGAAUGACGCUAAACGCGACGCACGCUAGAUUUCUGCGUCGCGACGAAACGAUGGAAUGUACUCGCGCCAAUUUGCGCUUUGUACUUAUUACGCGAAACAGGCUUUUGCAAAUGUCUACCGUUGGUAGCACGCUUCGACGAUCCCACGCGCAGACACUCCACUCGCCGUGCGUCAUCACCGGGCGACUCAGCUGACGGAAAAUGGCCGACCUGCACUGACAGCUGAAGCGGAAACCCGGAUUCUCUCUGCAGAAACGCGAUACGGAAUGUAGCCGACAUCGUUUCAACGCCCGAUGCACGUAUCGCCGAUCUCUCGUAACAACGCUCUGCCGAAAUACGGCGUAUUUCACGAAAAAUUCGAUACAGUAUGGUAUGGGGGUAUCGGUGGGAAUGUCUAGCGAAGCGAGAAGCUUUGUCGAGCGGCCGGUCACUCGCGUCGUUUCGUCAUCGGCGUUCUCAGCUGACGGCAAAACAACUGCCCGAGCGUAUUUAUCGUCAACAGCUGAUUGCCGUCGCGACGAAUCCGCUGAAAAACCACACGCACUCUCGUCUAACCAUCGAGACUUAUCGAGAAAAGCGAUCAUGAAGCAUCUCGCGUCGAGUAUUCGAGCAAGAGGUACGGCACGUAAAGUCGGCGUCGCCUCGCCGAAACGCCGGGAACGCCAUGUACGCAAGCUCGUCGAUGCGGGAGGGGGGAUGCGGGGAAAAGGUCUUCUUGGCGAAAGAGGGGCGGAAACAGAGUGGAGCAUCUCGCCGAGCAAGCGCUCUUUGCCCAGGCUUCUAGCCUGCGAUUUUUUCCCGUUCCUCUCGUUGUCCGGGCGGUGGGCCAAUCGGAGUAAGUAGGUCAGCGCGAGCAGCCAAUCGGCGCUCGAGGCCGGGUCACGUGGGUUUGUUGUUAUCUAUCAGCUGUUUUUCCCGGACGGGCGGGCGGCCGGCCGGCGCAGUGAAAGCCGCUUUGGCAGUCUGUCCUCAGUCCCUCCCGGUCGCUCAGCUGUGCGUCACAUGUCGGGUAUCGCGAGUCCUUCUCCCGUACGGAUUACUGCGAAACGUACGACUCUAACCCGGCCAGGCCGCCGUUCAGCCCCGGAUUUCCGUCUAUCAUCGACGCACGUCAUCAGUCCUGUAUUAUUAUGCUGUCAGCCGUGUGCAAGCCAACGUAUCACCACGAAUCGAUCACGAAGUGCCUCGAAUAUGCGGACGGCGUGACGAACGCGGGCGACGGUGCACGCCGCUUUGUUGAUACGCUGAGUUCUGUGUUCAGGCCGCGGAGGCCGCCGCGUCUCUCCAGCGUCUAAAAAAAAGAUCGACGGAGUUACACCGCAAAAAUUUAAACUGCCACCGCCGGCGGCUGGUAUACGCCGGUGUGGUGAUAGGUGCGUACGAAAAGCCGGUCGGGUACGAUGACCCGAAGCGAGAUGAAAGAGGGAUAGAGCGGAUUGAACGAGCGAGAGAGCGAUAGAGCGACCCUUGGAAUUUAAUGCGGUGGAAUGACGCCGUUUAUCUGCAUUCAUCGAUGUCCUUUCGGGGGUGAGUGUCUCAACGAAUCGCCGAGUGUUAUCGAGCACGCUACUUGAGCGCGCGUGUUUAUUCUCGCACUUUGAAUUACGAACUUUUGCGUCGCGUGCGCGCUGCUGCGUCUCCGGCGUGAUUUAAACGUGACUGUGCAUCCGUUUGCGUCGUGAAUCCGCGCGUCUAACAGACUACGACCGCCAAAUUGAACAUUAUCGGAACAGUGCGUCCGCGUGUAUCGCGAGUGGACGAGAAGACGUGGAAAGGACCAAAGUGUAUCGCGUGAAUGUUUCGCAUCUCGUGCCGCGCGUCCACCGAGUGCCGCGCGCAACGAGACUCCGGUGCGAGAAAAGACGACCGGCUAGGACGAGCGAGUGAUCUUCCGCGCUGAACGCGGAGACAGGGAUCUCUAUCGAUCUGCGCAACCACGCACGUACACACACACCCACACACGCACACACACACACAUACACACAUACAGCGAGCACACCGACCGUGCGAUAUCGCGUCAUCGGCAGAAGCUGCGAAUAAUGUCGACGGGCAAGAGGCUGGCGAAGCGCAGCAUAAUCGGCACCAGGGUCUGCGCUCCCGGUGAGGACGGCAAGUAUUACAGCGGCGCCAUUUGCGCCGUCAAGACGCCGCAGACCGCCUCCGCCGAGUCGCCUGGUCAGAAGGGCAUCACGGCAAAGACUCUCUACUCCGUACGCUUCGACCCCGUGCAGGGCUCGCCGAGUUCCAGCAACGAGUACGCCGAUCACGAUUUGAUCGGUCCCGGCUUCCACUCCGUCACCAGCGCCCGACUGGUCCCCGGUCAGAAGGUGUAUCUAACGUACAACGGUAGGGAGAUUCACGCGGAGGUCACGGAACAUCGCCAACAUCUCGACGAGGUGGACGUGGUCAUUGCCCCGAACGGACAGGAGACAUUUAACCGCGGGCCGUACAAACAACGCUACAUGGACGGAAGUGUAGGAAGGAGGAAGCGCCGGCGGAUGCAUGAGUUUAGACGAGGAGCAAAGGGUACGAUGAGCCUAACCAAACGCAUCGACGAGAUCAGGUUGCUCGAAUCACGCAAGAGUGCCCGGCUGGCCGAUCAGGAUACGGAUUUCGCCAGACUCGCCGAUAUGGCUGGCGAUCGUAAACGGGCGUCCUCCCACUCUAUCGACGUGCCACAUGUGAUGGCAUCCAGGAAACGACGGCCAAGCUCGAACAAUGAUUCCGAACGGAUGUACAGCGGUUGGGGCGAGAGGGUACUCUGCGGACGUGAGGGUUGUCGCACCAACGAACGCGGUGAUUGCAUGGACGAAUGCGCUGCCGCCCUGGUCCUUAUGUCGCUCUCGUGCUCACCUCACAGUCCUCACAACCCCCCGCCACUUCACUGCCAAUACAAUUAUGCUGGUUCCUGGGGGAGUCGUGGAGGCGUAAGCGGCGGCAUGGUCGCCGGUUCACCAGGAAUCGGCGGCAUGUCGAACAGCAGCAGCAGCAGCGGGGGUGCUUCCUGGGGGCGAAGCGCUACUCCCAGUCCUCCUCUUAGCGAAGAGGGUGUACCGACAGGGAGUCCCCCGUGUCCAGCGACGUCGCACCCCUCGCACAAUCAACCGCACUACCCCUAUAACGCGUCCGGCUCGUCGUCGAGCAGCACUCCGGGCUCGACCACGUUAGACGAGGGAAUAGUACCCGACUACAUUGAGGAGCAGCACCCACGUAAAAAGAUUCGAGCGAAAGUCAGCCAGGACCCGAUCGAGACAGAACCAGGCGCUUGCGCGACUUUCGAAAGCGAACAGGCAAAUGCAGCAGUGGUCUUUAAGUGCAAUUGGCCAGGCUGCUUGGAAAUUAAAGCGACCGUUGCACUUAUUGAGGAACAUGUACGCCAGUUACAUCUGGGUCCAAAGAAGUCCAAGGAAUGCGACAGCGAGGAGGACGAUAUGUCCGUUCACGAGGAGGAAUUCUAUUACCAAGAAGUUGCUGUGGAUCACAUGAGCUCGCCUCCCACAAUGUCUCACCGGGAUAUGGCGAGACCGCCGCACGAGGAUCCCGAGUAUCAAAAGCAGCUUCGCCUCGAAGCGACUCCUGCCACGAGUAACUACAUCGAGAAUGUAAUGGUCGGUGUCAGAGAACCGAGCACGUUUACGAUCUCACAGUCGCCGGGUACGCCCAACAAGCACAUCAAACUAUCCCCACGGCCAUUGCAGGCGUGCCACCAACAGAACAUGACGUCGUCCACGGGUAAACCGUCCUCUCCGCGGCGAACUCGCAGCGACGUUAAAAAGUGUCGCAAGAUCUACGGUAUGGAUGCACGCGAUCUCUGGUGCACUCAGUGCAGGUGGAAGAAGGCCUGCACCCGUUUCUGCAGCGAAUAGGCCAAGCGUCCGCCCCGUUCGUACGUCCGUGGGCGGAAACCCUUGUCAAGUCGACCCCAGAGUUUGCCAAUGCUACGUUGAACAUUUAACACCAACUGCCAAAUGCCAAUUAUCGACGAAACGGCUCCCACGUUCGGAGCGCGAGAGCGCGAAACCGCGAGAAUAAAACUUGUCGCCGGUUGUAGCGAAUGGGUUGCUGUAUGGAUUAUUCCCGUCAUGUAUAACCUCUCAUGAAAAAAAGCAACAAACAGAAAGCAAAAUCUCAUGAAAGCAGCGCAUUACUUCCUCUUCUUUCCUGUCGUCAUGCAAAACGAUUAUUCAUACGCAGACGACAGACACGAGUUUCGAAAGGAAACGUUUUGUCCAAUGACGAUUGACUGGUGGUUCUAAUAUUUAUGCAUAAUGCAACACUCUCCCCGGUCUGGUACUCACAGAGGAAGCUUAUGAUGGAAGAAUGAUUUCCGCUCGUGUUUUGCGCUUGGCAAACUCCGACCGGGUCCCUUGGCCGUAAACAAGGAACACUUCGAUUAGUAGGUAGCGAAUAAUUGGGCGCGCGGAGCGAGGUGAUCUUAGACUGUUGCAUUCAUCGUAUUCACGGGUGAAAACGUGAAACACAGCCUCGCUCCCAAUUCGCCUGACAAACAGAACCUUUUGGUUCGGCACGUACGCGAUACGCAUCUGCACUCGGAGCGAGCAUGCAUGCUCUUCGAGGUGCUGGUUCCCGAACCGUCUCUUAGGUCAUUGCAAUAGAUCUUCCUUCUUCCGCCAGCGGAGCGCGAACGUGACGCGUUUUCGGUCAACGACGGAACGUUAAGGAGCGUUUACGUCCAACCCAGGGAACGCCGUCUGUCCGAUCCCGGGGAACGAAUGACCGAAUCUAACCGGCGGAAGAAAGACCGGCCGAUUGAUGUUCAAUGCUAAACGAACGUAGGCAAGUAAGUUGGAAAGUCUCGCGUGGAACAGAGCUGCUAAAUGUGAUAUUGUAUCUAAAAUUUAUCGGAUCUAUCGCGGAUCGAGCGGGAGAGCGCAAAGGUAGACGAGGGCGCGAAGGAAUAAGGAAACAAAAAAAAAGAGAGAGAAACCAAAAUUUUAUACACCAAUUAUACUGCCAGAUAAAUAAUUCAAAAAUUGUUGUUCAAGCCUCUCUCGCGCGUUAGAGAGGCAUUAUAUGUUGCACGGCAUGCGUCGCCGUAUACCGGGCUUAGUCUUGUUAGCCUUCUGACGACCUAAGACCGUAUUCGCCAACACGCGUGAAUGGGGUAGGCUACGCAGUUGAAUCGAUCGAUUUAUUAGGAUUUAGCGAAGGUCUCGCUCUAGAUGACACACACGAAUACACAUACAACAUAUAUAUAUGUAUACAUAUAUAUAUAUAUAUAUAUAUAUAUAUAUAUAUAUAUAUAUACACAUUUCGUGCGCGAAAAGAACGAUGACAUCACAUUUAUAUAGUCUACAUCAUUUCUUAUACUCCUUUCUCGCUUUGGGCCAUUCGCGAGACGAUUUGAACCGAUUAUUACGAAAUACCGAUUAUUUUGAUCUCGAUAAUAUUUCUAAUGUAGUGAUAAUGAACGAACAUUUGCAAAUUUUAUAUGUUGACCGAUUUCACGAAACAAUCUUCACAGAUAAGCGACGUGUUCAAUGUCGCUUGAGAGUUCCUCGUUUCUCACUGCAGCUAUAUUGAAUUAUGACGUCAAAAUAAAAAAUAUAUAUAUGAAUGAAAAAAUUAUAUAUAU
Linepithema humile (Argentine ant) is the source of this 6483-nucleotide messenger RNA. RefSeq names its product Glucose transporter 4 enhancer factor (gene Glut4EF). Gene Ontology annotation, biological process: regulation of transcription by RNA polymerase II. Gene Ontology annotation, cellular component: nucleus. Gene Ontology annotation, molecular function: DNA-binding transcription factor activity; RNA polymerase II cis-regulatory region sequence-specific DNA binding. NCBI's taxonomy places the organism in Eukaryota, Metazoa, Arthropoda, Insecta, Hymenoptera, Formicidae. The record is from RefSeq and is a predicted model, not a curated record.